AUGGAGAAGUUUAUUGAUGCUGCCGACGAGUUUAUUAGAUUUGAAGCAAGGCUUAAAGAAGAGGAUUUUUCAGUUUACACUCUUGAAGCUUUAGACUUUGAAAAAUCAGAGUUAAAUAAAUUGUGGGAAAAAUUUAAAAUUAUUUAUGAAACCUAUGUAGAGGGGACGGUAGAAAAAAAGGAAGUAAUAUCUGUCCAGACUAAAUAUAGUCAGAUUCAUAAAACUCAUGUGAGGUGCAUUAAUAUAUUGGCUAGAGCUAAGCGCCGGUUGCCCAAAGAAGAAUCUUCAUCAAAAUCUAUGGCUCAAAAACAUGUUAGUUCUAUGCCUGUACAGGCAUGUGAUGUAGAAGUUUUUGACGGUGAUUAUGCUUCAUGGCCCACAUUUAGAGAUCUCUUUACCACAAUUUAUAUAAACAAUGACCGUUUAGGCCCAGUAGAGAAAUUAUGCUACCUUUUUCAAAAAACAAGUGGGGAUGCCCGUGAGGUGAAUAGAAAUAUUACCGUGACAUCAGACAAUUUUAAUAUUGCUUGGGAAAAUUUGAAAGCCACCUAUGAAAAUAAACGAAUAUUAUUUAACAAUCAAAUGAAUUUAUUAUAUAACUUGGCUCCAUGUCAGGAUGAAUGUGCAUCGGAAAUUAAAAGGCUCCAAAGGGAAAUCAAUAACUGUAUAUCAACUUUGAGGUUACCUGAACAAACUUUGAAUUUAUGGGAGCAAUCUGUUAAAAAUAAAGCAGAGAUUCCAAAAUGGAAGGAAAUUAAUGAUUUCCUGACUGAUAGAUUUCGAGCUCUUGAGAGUGUUUUUAAUAUUCGUGCCAGUGGUUCUCAACCUUCCUUUCAAAUAAUUAAUCAAAAUAAAACAAAGCAUUUAAAGGCUCAUCAUACUAAGGUUCACACCUCGCAAUGCAAAUUAUGUAAAGGUAUCCAUGAUAUAAGCUCGUGCUCUAAAUUCUUGAACAUGGAUUAUAAAAAUUGUGUUGCUACAUUGAGAAAAUUUAGAUUUUGCUUUAAUUGCCUCAAAUUAGGACACAUGUUUGGAGAUUGUCCUAGCAACAAUGGUUGCUCCAAAUGUAAGAGGAAACAUCACAAUCUUUUACAUAGGGAUUUUGAAAAAAAAGAGGUCCAAAGAAAUCAAUCUAGCAAUCAGGUUCAAGUUAAUAAUCAGCCAGUUCCUUCUCAGUCAUCUCAAGUACCUCCUACAUCCAAUGUAGUCCAAAAUCAUCAUCACUCAGUAUCUAAAAAAGUUUUGCUAGCUACAGCAUGGGUUAAUAUUGUGCAUUAUGGUUCUAGUUAUAAAGUGAGAGCCUUAAUUGAUCCAUGUUCGGAUGAAAGCUUCAUUUCCGAAAAAAUUCAGAAACUAUUGAAGUUGCCCACUGUACCUGUAUCAGUCGAAGUAGUAGGUCUAGGAGGGGAAAUUAUUAGCCGAUCAGACAAAAUGGCUAAUUUUUCUUUGGUUUCACUGGUUAAUUCUGAUUUAUCUCUAAAUGUUACUGCUUUAGUGGUCCCCCAAGUUACUGGAAAUGUUCCAACUCAUUCGUAUAACCCAGAUGUGAACAUUGUGAUACCAAAAUUGGAGUAUGCGGACCCUGGGUUUUAUAAAAGUGGUACAGUUGAUAUGCUUUUGGGAGGCGACGUUUAUCCAAAUAUUCUGCGAGGUGGUGUGAAACAUGGUAUUUUUGAUUCUUUAGUGGCUCAAGAAACCAUGUUUGGCUGGAUUGUGACCGGCCCCACAAAUCCACGUCGUUCAGUAAGGUUAAACUAUUUCACUAAAACGUCUAUUGAUGAUCAGUUAACAAAAUUCUGGGAACUUGAAGAAAUUUCUCGUAAGCCAGUAUUCUCGGAGGGGGAUAAGUUGUGUGAGGAGAUAUUUCGGUCUACUACUAAAAGAAAUGCUGACGGGAGACAGAUUGCUGUGAGUCAGUUCUUGAGAAAUGAAAACUCAUUAUUGCGUAGACUUGAAAACAAAACUUUGUAUGAUGAGGUUCUUAAUGAAUAUUUGACUUUGGCACAUAUGGAGAAAAUUGAGACUCCUGUAGCUGGCCCAAGUUAUUAUCUGCCUCACCAUGGCGUGUUUAAGUCAGAAAGCACUACUACAAAGUUGAGAGUAGUCUUUAAUGCAUCGAGUAUUACUUCUAGUGAUAUCUCGAAAAUGUAUAGGCAGAUUCUCAUAAACCCAGAACAAACUCGUUUUCAACAAAUUGUUUAUCGUGGCUCUCCUAAUGAAGAGAUAAAAGACUAUAGAUUGAAGACAGUUACUUUUGGUGUCAAUUGUGCUCCUUAUUUGGCACUAAGAACUCUUUUAAAGUUGGCAGAUGAUGAAGAACAUCGUUACCCUGUAGGUGCAACAAUAUUAAGAGAUUCCAUGUAUGUAGAUGACGCAUUAGUAGGAGCUCAUUGUUUACCUGAUGUAAUAGAAGCCCGAAACCAGCUUAUAGCUAUACUGGAUUCUGCUGGAUUUCAGUUAAGAAAAUGGACUUCGAAUAUGAAAGAAAUUUUAGUAGGGUUGCCCACAGAAGAUUUGUUAAAUGAAGAUUUUUUAAGUUUGGAAAAUAAAAGUACUGCCAAGACUCUAGGUGUUCAUUGGAAUGCUUCAGCUGAUUAUUUUUAUUUUACCACUUAG
Messenger RNA from Lucilia sericata (common green bottle fly), 2616 nucleotides. RefSeq lists its product as uncharacterized. The record is from RefSeq and is a predicted model, not a curated record. Lineage: Eukaryota; Metazoa; Arthropoda; Insecta; Diptera; Calliphoridae. The transcript is spliced from 4 exons. Bases 1 to 2616 code for a protein of 871 amino acids. Gene Ontology annotation, molecular function: zinc ion binding; nucleic acid binding.